AUGAUUACGUGUACAUUUUCAGAACAUUUAGAAAACUCGUGCCAGUGAAUUGGUAAACAUUACGAAAGAUAGAUAGUAGAAAUAUCUCAUCGAACGCGAUCAAACUGUAUCAUCAAUUAUAUCAGUGUAGAUAGUCAAUAAUUCUUGUACCUCGGAUCGUUGAAAAUAUCAAUUUUUAAAAUUAUUUUCUACCAGGAGAUACCGCAAUCUCAAGAUACAAAUAAUACAUUUUUAUCACCAGCAAGUAUAUCUAGAGUACCUGUGUGAAGAAACUAUUAAUUGUGCUCGGUAUGUCAAGUGGGACUUGAAAUAAUAGAUUUUCAAGUAAAAUGCAUCGAAUUGAAAUAAUUGUUUUUCUUCUAUCACUAUCAUUCGGAUCAAUAGUUGCUAACAAUUUUCCGCAAUAUCAAGAUCCAGAAAUCGUAAAAGAACUUCAAGAUAGACUAGAAAGCUCAUUGACCCAUAGACUUCCCAGCAACGUCGUACCUGAUGCUUACGAUCUCAAAAUAUAUACACAAAUUGCAAUAGGCAACUUUACUUAUCAGGGAGAAGUAAAAAUUCAGCUGAAAGUGCUCUCAAGUACAAAUAUCAUCACGAUUCAUAAAGAUAACUUGACGAUCCUCGAAAAACAGACAACUGUUUAUUCCACUGUGAAUCAGUCAAAUAACUUUUAUACGAUAUUAGCCCAAGAUUACAAUGAGAAGACACAAUUCUACUCAGUCAGACUCAUGGAAUUUUUGAAACCAGGCAAUUAUGUCCUGGCACUUUCCUUCGUCGGGGAAGUUAAUGAUGGCUUGUUUGGAUUCUACAGAAGUUCUUAUACCGUUAACGGAGUUAAAAGAUGGAUUGGACUGACACAAUUUUCACCGACAUACGCACGUCGUGCUUUUCCAUGCAUGGACGAGCCACAUCUUAAGGCAAUUUUCACUAUUCAUAUUGGUUAUUAUGAUAAUCAAACAGUAACUAGUAACACGCCAUCAUUAAGAACUACUAUAAAAUCCAAUUACUACUUGACUACUAUGAAGGAUACACCUGUCAUGUCAACUUAUUUAGUCGGAUGGAUAGUGCACGAUUUUACAAAUACAGAAUCUCUCGAUUCAAAUGUCAGAAUGUGGUCACGCGAUGAUACCAGUGCAUACAGAGAUUAUGCAUUGAAUGAAGGUCACUUGAUUUAUACCGCACUUGAAGAGUGGAUGAACUUUACGAACCCAAUUACCAAAGUGGAUCAAUUUGCAAUACCGGAUUUUAAUUUUAACGCCAUGGAAAAUUGGGGAUUGAUAACUUAUAGGGAAUCGGUUGUAUUGUUUUCCGAUGAAUCGACACCAACAAGACAUAUCCAUACUGGCCUCACAGUGAUGGCGCACGAAUAUGCUCACAAGUGGUUUGGAAAUUUGGUAACGCAUCAUUUUUGGGACGUUGUUUGGCUCAAGGAAGGAUUCGCUUCAUAUUUUCAAUAUUUCGGAGGAUCAUUGGUACAUCCUGAUUGGCGAAUGAUGGAAUUGUUUGUCGUUGAUAUUCUUCAACCGGUUUUACUUCAAGAUUCUGAUUCACACACAAGAACAAUGAAUGGACAAGGUGUUGGAGAUGUUCAAUCGAUUAUGGGUACCCUUGAUUUUGUAUCUUACAGAAAAGCUGCAUCUGUAAUACGUAUGCUUUCGCACAGUAUAGGAGAAGACGCUUUCCAAGCAGGAUUACAAAGUUACCUCAAGGAUUUAGCUUUCUCAGCGGCUACUCCGUCAGACGUUUACUCGCAUUUACAAAACUCCUCGGAUUACUAUGGAAUUUUGCAGAGACAUAUCGAGGUUGAGAGAGUUAUGGAUACUUGGGCGAAUCAACCGGGUUUCCCAUUGAUUACAGUUCGCAGAAAUUAUACGACCGAGACACUGGUGGUUUAUCAAGAAAGAUUUUAUAAAAAUCGUUCCACUUCCACUGCUGAUCCUCAUGCUUACAGAUGGUGGAUACCAGUUAAUUUCGCGAUGGAGUCAUCGACUGAAAAGUUUUCUCAAACUAAUUUCACUGAUUGGCUAAGAGAGGAAGACGAUAGUAUUAUAUUUAACUAUAUCACAUCCAACGAGUGGAUAAUUUUUAACUUACAACAAAUCGGAUAUUAUCGUGUUAAUUAUGACGAAACUAAUUGGUGCAUGUUGAUCGAAUAUUUGAAGUCAGUCAAUUUUGAAAAAAUACCAGCAAUCAACAGGGCUGGUUUACUGGACGAUGCUUUCAACUUAGCCAGAGCUGGAUAUAUUGGCUAUGCGAUUCCUUUGAAUUUGUCAAAAUAUCUUAUACAGGAAACUGAUCAUGUUCCCUGGGUUGCUGCUGGAAAUUCUUUUAAUUUUUUAAAUUCGAUUCUUUCUGCAAAACCGGCGAUUCAUGCUGCGUUUCAGGGUUAUGUUAAUAGUUUACUUGUCCAUGAGUAUCAUACUCUGAGUUUUCAAGAAAAAUUUUCUGAUGAGCACCUGACGAAAUUGCAUCGAAAUCUGAUAUUGUCGAUGGCUUGCUCUAUGAAUAACGAACAUUGCGUGAGAAAUGCUAUUUCAUUGUUUCAAACGUGGAUUUCGAAUCCGGCAGUAACAAUAACACCAGACUUGAAAAGUUUCGUCUACUGCACUGGAAUUCGCGCUGGAAGCGAAGAUGAUUGGAAUAAAAUGUGGACACGGUUUUUGGAAACUAAUUUAUUUACGGAAUACGAAUUAAUAUUGGCUGCACUUGGAUGUACAGAAGAUUCUGUACUGAUAAAACGCUAUUUGAAUUUCACGAUUAGUCCGGAAUCCAAAAUUCGAAGACAGUACAGAUUUUCAGCAGUGAAUGCCGUUGUAAACGGUAAUCCAAAAAAUCAUGAGACUAUCUUAGAUUUUAUUGACGUUAACAUACACAGCAUUGUGGAGUCACGAGGUUACAGUUUUCUUAGUAACAUGCUCAAUGCUAUUGGACAAAAAAUAUACACCGUGGAACAACUUGCAAAGUUUCGAGAUUUCAUAGAACGUCAUAGUGAUCAUCUAGGGGAUGCAGUGGAGGCUGGACAGGAUUCUAUAAGUGUUGCUGAAAAUAAUAUAGCCUGGAUUGAACAUUACGCACCCAGUAUUGCCGAAUGGUUGUCAGUGACUGAAUCAUCAGGAUCAUCAACUCUGAUGAAAAAUAAUGCUAUAACAAUGAUAUUUAUAAUGAUUAUAAUUAUGUCGUAUAGUCUCUAAGCAGUGAAAUUAUAAUAUUACAAUAUUUUUGAAAAUCCAAUUAUAAGCGA
This is a messenger RNA of Cephus cinctus (wheat stem sawfly), 3241 nucleotides long. Its product is annotated as aminopeptidase N. Gene Ontology annotation, molecular function: peptide binding; metalloaminopeptidase activity; zinc ion binding. Lineage: Eukaryota; Metazoa; Arthropoda; Insecta; Hymenoptera; Cephidae. Gene Ontology annotation, cellular component: cytoplasm. The coding region runs from base 330 to 3191 and encodes 953 amino acids. Gene Ontology annotation, biological process: proteolysis; peptide catabolic process. The transcript is spliced from 10 exons. The record is from RefSeq and is a predicted model, not a curated record.